AUGACUGUAACUCACAAGAUUAUUAAGAAACUAAUGAUGAGAGCAGUUGGGCAAAGAGACAUGAGUGUUCAGGAAGUAAUGACCAGCUGCUUUCUAUAUAAAACUUGUUAGUUCUUCAUUUCAUGUUAUGUCAACUUCUUUAGAUGGUUCUCGAAGAAUAACAGUUCAAAGCAAUUUACUUCACACUGAAAAGUCUCUUCUUGACUUAUAUGCUAAACGAGACACUUAUGAAUGGGAUUUUCCAGGCAUAUCCAAUCUGAACUUCAUACAAUUGUCGUCUUCAUUUUGCAAAGGAAAGUUAGGAAUAGCAAGAAGAAAAACUGAUGUUGUGGUAAAACUCACCCUAACUAUUCAUCAAACCUACAGGGUCCUUCAUAUGGCUUACUCUGCAAAUACCAGCUGCUAA
Porites lobata is the source of this 406-nucleotide messenger RNA. The record is from the annotation of a GenBank genome assembly. NCBI's taxonomy places the organism in Eukaryota, Metazoa, Cnidaria, Anthozoa, Scleractinia, Poritidae.